UGAAUUGUCCUCUCUAAAUUAUAACGUGCCUGUUUUGUUUUGACGUUCAAAACAUCUAUUCAGAGCAAUGGAUGUCGCUAGAGAAGUGGUUCGCCGUGACAAAAAACUGUCAUUUUCCAACAUGAUUGGCGUUCACCAUGCUAGAACAAGACAGAAGGCCCACGCCUCACAUGGAAAACAAUUAUCUCCUCCGUGGUUUAGAUAUAUUGGUAGAUAUGCAUUUGUUUACGCGCAUGUUCCCUGACUUCAUGCGUUGUGAGGAAGGUUCAUGUAUGUGUUCUAUUGAUAAUGUGGGUGUGUAGCUUGUGUUACAUGACUGCGAGCGAUAUGGAGUAGCCCUAAACAGGAAUGGAAAGAGGCUGAUCAGAAGUGAAGGUUGUUAUGGCGGAUUCAGAGGCAUCACCGCAGAGCGGGGGUUACGAUGUGGAGCUGUUCGUGGACACGCCGGACUACGACCUCAUUUGCACCAUCUGCCAGGGGGUCCUACGAUGCCCCGUGAGAGCCACGUGCCAUCACAUCUUCUGCAAGAGAUGCAUUUUGCAAUGGCUGAAGAGUUGCUCACAUGCCUACGUGCUGUAGGCCUCCCUGAGAAAGAGGCCUUAACCCUACAAUGCUUAUUAAUGACGCAGGAGACAUGCCCGUGCUGCAGAAAGGCUGUCAACCAGAGCGUCAUCUUUGUCAUGUUCAAGCUCAGCAGGUCGAUUGGCCGCAUGAAGAUUAAGUGUAGGAAUGAGAUCCGCGGCUGCUCAGCGACGUUCCCACUCGCGGAACAGUAUUGCCACAGCAUGAGCUGCGUCUACGAGCUCAUCCCCUGCCCGUACCAGGGCUGCCGUGCCCAGCUCCUCCGCCGCGACCUGGACACGCACGCGCGCCACUGCGAACACUGGCGGCAGCCCUGCCACAUGGGCUGCGGCGUUGUGCUGUCCCACCGUACGCAGGCCCAGCACAACUGCUACCGGCAGCUGAGGCAGGAGUACGCCUUGAGGCAGAGGAACCACCGGGCCAUCGCCGCUGCCCUGCAGCGGAAAAUGCGGCGCAUGCAGAGCACCAUGGCCCACAUGAAGAGGCAGAUCGGCCUGAUCUGCGAGAGCCUGGAGGUCAUGGACGACCUGCAGGAAGAGGAGGUGGAGGAGGAGGUGGAGGAGGAGGAGGUGGAGGAGGACCAGGGGGAGACCAGCGGAGGCGCCAGUGCCAGUGGCUCAUGAUUAGGAGGAGGGUUUUCUCUUGGGUUUUGUGUGUGUGUGAGUGAUUAAGCUACAUGUUUGAUGACGUAAAGAAAAGUAUAAAAUACUGUGGUUUACAGAAUUUUUAGAUGGUCUUUCGUGAACUGCCAAUUGUUAAUGCCUCUGUUGCCAUCUUGCUUGUUCACAUUUUAAAAUCAGAGUUUAAUAUUUUGACUGGGGAAAAUCUUGGGUCCUGCUUUUUGUCUAUGUCAAUGAGAAGGAGUUUUUUAUUUGGUACAAGCUUGUAAUGUGGCAUUUGGUAGGUAUAUUGUAUAAAUUGUUUUACCCAACACAUGUUGAUAGCUUUGUUUGGUGUCCACUUGCAACUAACACAUGGUCAUGCUAUUUACAAUUUUUCCGAUGCCACCUCAGGGGACCUAUAGAACUGGUUUCAUUAUUGACCAUCUUAUUUUUGCACAGUACAGCUUUAAAAGUGAAAUGAUAUGAUGAUAAUGAUGAAUUCCAAUGUCUAUGUGUUUUUUUUAUAAAAAGGAAUCAUAUAUUAUAA
Molecule: messenger RNA, 1731 nt
Organism: Gadus macrocephalus (Pacific cod)
Lineage: Eukaryota; Metazoa; Chordata; Actinopteri; Gadiformes; Gadidae
Gene: rnf151
Product: ring finger protein 151
Exons: 5
Coding region: 489-1205 (238 amino acids)
Biological process (GO): positive regulation of JNK cascade; regulation of canonical NF-kappaB signal transduction
Cellular component (GO): plasma membrane signaling receptor complex
Molecular function (GO): zinc ion binding
Source: RefSeq, a predicted model, not a curated record